Mesorhabditis belari is the source of this 1764-nucleotide messenger RNA. Lineage: Eukaryota; Metazoa; Nematoda; Chromadorea; Rhabditida; Rhabditidae. The record is from the annotation of a GenBank genome assembly.
AUGAAACCCGGUGAGACUCGGCUUUUGGUGCCCCUAGUGGUGACUCGAAAACCCCAGCUACUCGAGUGCCCAAUCGAAUGUGAAUGCGAGAAAGCGGCGCACAAAAAUCAAACCACAAUAGCGGUUUAUUGUCAUAAAGGUGGUCUAAAUGACAGCCGUUUUGGUGAGAUCCUUAUCCAUUUGCCAAUUUCCAUCGAAACGAUCGACGUUUUUGCGCCAGCUUGGCGACCAAUCAACAAAAUCAAAUGGAACGAUAAUUUGAAUCGAUUCAGAGAGCUGAAAGCCCUUCGCCUCGUCAGUUGCCAAAUCCCGUCAAUGUCGAGGAGUGUUCGCUUGCCGAAUCUCGAAUUGCUCGAUUUAAGGCAAAAUAAUAUCGAUCACGCCACAAUGGGCAACUUUGCCGGUCUCCCGAAUCUACGCACACUUGAUUUAUCAAGCAACAAGUUGAACAUUCUCCCAACUGGCGUUUUCACCUAUUUGAAAUCCCUCAAAACGCUGUCAUUGGCAAAUAAUUCGAUGCAGGACUUGCCCACAAAUCUUUUGCACGGACUUCGAAAUUUGAAAUCCCUUCGUUUGGAUGGGAAUCGUUUACCGACGAAACACGUAAACGAUCUCUUCACCGAUGUGCCACAAUUGGAGGAGUUGUUUUUAAACGAUUGUUCGAUCAAUACGAUCGCCAAUUUGAGCCUAAAUCGUGUCCCUUUGCUGAGAAAUCUGGGAAUGGGUGGCAAUAAUUUGCGACACGUUCCAUCGACUGAAUUGGAGGCUUUACCACACUUACAGAUAUUGGACUUAUCAAACAACGCGAUCGGCGACCUUCCCCCUUGCGUUCUUUGUGCAAACAACAUCACUCAUCUCGAUCUUUCACAUAAUCUUUUAGGCAUCGGCAAAAAUCCGAUACAUGAAGAGGCCUUUCGUGACACAAAAGUGGAAUUCCUUGACCUCUCGCACAAUCAUUUAAACGAUUUUGACUCGAAUUGGCUAGGCCAUGCACAGGAAACGAUCAAGGAAUUGGGAUUUAGCGGCAAUUUUCUCCGAACUUUCCCACCGGAGAUCACGCAUUCGUUGAGGAAUUUGAAACGGCUUCAUAUGGGCUUCAAUCACAUCGAUUGGUGGCCUAUCCAGUUACCCGCCGAGUACAACCGUUUGGAGUUCUUCAAUGUCUCCGGCAAUCAAUUCAGCAAUCUACCAGAUAACAUCGGAUCAAUUUUAUCAAAGGUAAAAGAGUUGGACAUUUCGAGGAAUCGUCUGAGUGCAUUGAGUCACGCGGGCAUUGUUUUUGUCAAUGAUAUCAAAAAGGUCCAUUUACACGGAAACCCGUGGGAUUGCAGCUGUUCGAUUCAACACUUACAACAACACAUGAGAGAAAGAUACCCAUUGCGUCAUCUCUUGCACUAUGAUGAGACUCAAUGCAAUGGACCGGCUCUCCUCAAAGGACAACCACUUUUGAAUGUGGCUGAGGUCAGCGAUUGUGCCGUUCUAUUCGGCGCUCGUUAUGGCUUGACACAAAGCAGCGAAUUGCUCAUUUUGCUAGCGGCAAUCGUUUCAGCAGCAAUUCUUCUCUGUUUAAUCAUGACUGCAAUGUAUUACACAAGAGAGAGACAUUAUAAAGGCACCUAUGUGACUCGAGAACACUCAAGAACCCCGUUGACAAUGUCGCACCCGAUGAGUCUCAGCCCGUCCUCUCAAGUCUCCGAACCGCUCUCACCCACUUCAACCCUUCCCCCACCACCGCCAAAAGCUUCAUCUUCUUUCUUUGGUAUU